AUGUCUGACUCGGGCCGCAAAGACUUCUCUACCAAGGCCAAGGAGGAACUUACUCCCGAGUCUAUGAAGUCCACACAGGACAAGGCCAAGGAGGCGACCACGGACACCACGGACCGCGUGGCGCGGGGAUUCCAGUCUGAUGAGAGCAAGUCAGGUCCUCAGGAGGCAUUCGACAAGGGCCAGCGGGCUCACGAUAACAAGGAGCACGGUGGUGCUACCGAGUCUGUAGGCGAUAAGGUGAAGGGUGCUUUGGGUAUUGGAAAGUAG
Molecule: messenger RNA, 267 nt
Organism: Aspergillus affinis
Lineage: Eukaryota; Fungi; Ascomycota; Eurotiomycetes; Eurotiales; Aspergillaceae
Product: heat shock 9/12 family protein
Exons: 3
Coding region: 1-267 (88 amino acids)
Source: RefSeq, a predicted model, not a curated record